Molecule: messenger RNA, 1053 nt
Organism: Oncorhynchus kisutch (coho salmon)
Lineage: Eukaryota; Metazoa; Chordata; Actinopteri; Salmoniformes; Salmonidae
Product: potassium channel subfamily K member 12-like
Exons: 3
Coding region: 43-942 (299 amino acids)
Biological process (GO): stabilization of membrane potential; potassium ion transmembrane transport
Cellular component (GO): plasma membrane
Molecular function (GO): potassium ion leak channel activity; outward rectifier potassium channel activity
Source: RefSeq, a predicted model, not a curated record
UACCCUAACCCCAUCUCUCUGUCACCACCUGUAGGUUUCGGGAUGUCCACUCCAGUGACGGUAGCAGGGAAGGUGUUCCUGAUCUUCUACGGUCUCCUCGGCUGCGCAGCCACCAUCUUGUUCUUUAACCUCUUCCUGGAACGCAUUAUCACCCUCCUGGCUGUGGUCAUGAAGGCCGUGAGGGAACGGCGCAUUCGGAACUCCGGCCUCCUCCCGCCGGGUAUCCGCCAUGACUUCUCAGCGUGUUCUUUCCCGGGGUGGAAGCCGUCUGUCUACCACGUCAUGUUGAUCCUGGGGCUAUCCGCCAUCAUCAUCUCCUGCUGCGCCUCGGCCAUGUACACCCCCGUGGAGGGAUGGGCCUACCUCGACUCACUCUACUUCUGCUUCGUCACAUUCAGUACCAUCGGCUUUGGGGACCUGGUGUCGAGCCAGAGAGCAGACUAUGAGUACCAGCCACUGUACCGUCUAGCCAACUGCCUGUUCAUCCUUAUGGGCGUGUGUUGCAUCUACUCUCUGUUCAACGUCAUCUCCAUCGUCAUCAAACAGGUGCUCAACUGGAUGCUUCAGAACUUAUGCUGCCAGCGGUGUAAAAUCAAGUCCAACUCUUUCCCAUUGGGUCGCCGCAACGCCAUCCGGCCUGGUUCGAGAAUCCGUAAAGGUCGCUUCCGAAUCAAACGCACGCCGGACUCGGGGGAUUCGGGACCCUGUGAAAGCGACAUGGAGGGAGGAGGACGCAGACUCUCGGGAGAGAUGAUUUCAAUGAAGGACCUGACAGCCUCGAAUAAGGUCUCACUGGCACUCAUGCAGAAGCAGUUAUCAGAGUCCGCUAACGGUUAUCCCAGGACGGUGUGCGGCGGCUCGAGACAUAACGGGUUCUCUGGAGGAGUGGGCGCUCUGGGGAUCAUGAACAACAGACUGGCAGAGACCAGCAACUCCAGGUAGAACUGAGCAGUGUUUCUCGACUUCUUGUCCGUGGACAGGCACUGGUCUGUGGGAUGGGACUUUCAGUCCGAGAGAUGAGUAGCUGACUUAAUUUAAGCGCUCCCUCAAGGA